This is a messenger RNA of Aplosporella prunicola CBS 121167, 624 nucleotides long. RefSeq lists its product as uncharacterized. Lineage: Eukaryota; Fungi; Ascomycota; Dothideomycetes; Botryosphaeriales; Aplosporellaceae. The transcript has a single exon. Bases 53 to 538 code for a protein of 161 amino acids. The record is from RefSeq and is a predicted model, not a curated record.
GGCCGGCGCAGCCCCAAGCGGACGGCCAUGACCUCAUGCAUCGCGAAAGGAAAUGAGGUUCCAAGCCGCGGUUACCGUCGCGCGCACGCCGCCAAGAAAACGCGCCCGGCGCCUGUCAGAAAAAAACGUGCCAGCUGCCUUUCGUGUGGGGUGUGUUGCCCUGCCACCACCGUCACCGUGGAACUGCCGACUUAACAAACCGCGGUUGGCAACGACCCGCCAGCCGUUCUUCAAGCGCGGUGACGUUUUCGACUGCCACCCCCCAGACAACAAUGACCCUUUGAUCCUCGAGCUCCCGUGGGUUUCGUGCGUCCUCCGCGCAAGCCGCGAACCAGACUCGCUCUGCUACGUUGGAAGUUGUUGCCAGCCGCCGUCGCUUGUCACGCGGCGGGAGCACAAGGGGGCAGAUGCGCAAGCCGUGAACCACACAUGCUCUCUAGACGUCCAAUGUUACCAUGUCCUGGCUCUCGCCGGCGUUCCCUCUACCCCUCGGGUCCCAAUCUUCGCCACAACGCUGUGUCGGACCAUAUGUGAAUAGGGCUAAUCCGUACAGUCGAAACCUUCGGCGUCAGGAUAGCGCGCAAAUCGUCUACGCGGGAUACGUGGCAGUUGUGUGCUUGAAGA